This is a messenger RNA of Aspergillus neoniger CBS 115656, 1261 nucleotides long. RefSeq lists its product as uncharacterized. NCBI's taxonomy places the organism in Eukaryota, Fungi, Ascomycota, Eurotiomycetes, Eurotiales, Aspergillaceae. Bases 401 to 1084 code for a protein of 227 amino acids. The transcript is spliced from 2 exons. The record is from RefSeq and is a predicted model, not a curated record.
AGAGUUACAGGAGGACCCUUUUAUCCGCGAUUAGGCUCGCCGCAUUACAUGAUGGGAUGUAAUGGACACCAGUGGGCUUAAAAAAUCCACCUAUGAAUUGGAUAUCCGCAUGAUGCCGGUUCCAGCAAAAAUCUUCCGCAUCCGGCGAAGGUGCUACUCAUUCACACCUUAACUUUGUUGCACACGCGGCAUCCAAUAUGUCAUCCAACGUCGCAUCGGCACUGCCGAGGAGAUGGAAUGCAGUGAGGGGCUCCGCAGACGGGCUUCACCGGGGUGACCGUGAAUAUAUGAAAGUCGCAGCAGAACUAGACCUGUUCCCAACAAGAGUCUAUGAUACUUGCAUAGCAGUUUUACGUCUUUUCGAAUAACCAGCAAAUCAUCAGAAUCCAAGCUGCCCAACAUGGUGUUCUCAUUGGUUAUGAUGUCAACAUUAGUGCCCACUAUCAUAGGGCUGAAUGAAGCUACGAAGGGUGCUCGAGAUCAGGAGGAAAACCGCAGAGCCGAGUCACGAUCACGACGAUGUCAUCUGGUAGCCAUUUGCGAGGAAACCACGGGAUCGCCGACUCAAAGACAGCAGGUCCACAAUGCUAAAGUGUAUCUUGACAAGGACUACAAGAUUUACAUCAUCAAACAACCAAGCCCCAGCAUGGCCCCAUUCAAUGGACAAUACUACACACACCCAGCGUUUGGACAAGAUAAUUCGUCCGGUCUGAUCUCGAUGAGCCCGGAAGAGCCGCCCCUGGCGCGGUGGGUAUAUCUAGACAAGGAGACGAAGCAGUUAAGCUAUGGAAACAGAAAGGAUAGCGAGGAGAACGUGUGCGGUCCUUUCGAUUGGACGGAAGACGAACAGUAUGUCACUUUGGAGGGGAACGAGCAGUGGCUGGCAGUACGAUUGCCAGAUGAUAUCCGGAGGGAGCAAGAGUACGAGGAUCUGGGUUUGGAUGAUGACAAAGCAGUCAAGGGUCUUUGGAGGCUUUACUUCGAUCGCGAUGGCAAUACUCUGGACCUUCCCGAGGGGACAGAGAGGAUCAAGAUCCGUUUGAAACGAGAUCCGGUGGAAGAAGAAGAGGACGACUCCUUCUGAGUUAACCAGUACCCGAAGAAUUGUGGAUAGCAAAUGAUUGGUUACACUGGUUUGGUUGUAUGUUGCAAACGGAUGGGCCGACUUUGUGUUGCAGUACUCCGUAGCCAGGCUGGGAGGCCGUUUUCGGUAACCCGCCGUAGUACGGAGUCUGUUAGUCAUGGGCACAAGCAAUCCUAG